This is a messenger RNA of Diospyros lotus (date-plum), 911 nucleotides long. RefSeq lists its product as uncharacterized. The transcript has a single exon. NCBI's taxonomy places the organism in Eukaryota, Viridiplantae, Streptophyta, Magnoliopsida, Ericales, Ebenaceae. The coding region runs from base 54 to 911 and encodes 285 amino acids. The record is from RefSeq and is a predicted model, not a curated record.
CUGGCACUCUUCUCGCCAUAUCACCCCCCGUCCUCCCCUCGCCUCGAUCGCCAAUGUUAUUUAUACUGCCCCUCCCUCUCUCUUCUCUAAUUCUAUUCAUUUCCCAAAUGUCCAUAUUCCUCUCUUUCACUUCUCUCUGCACCCUCGUCAUGAGUUUUUGCCUCAAGAGCCUCCACUCUCUCUUCAGUUUCUCCCUUUCUCCUGAUCCUGCCUUCAAGCCCAAUAAUAAUGUCACUGCGAUCGAAUCCCCCCGCCGGACCCCUGCCACCUCUUCUCCGGGGAUAUCUGUUGAAAAUGUCGUCCACUUUCCGGAGGCGGCGGUCGUGAAGAAGGAUCCCGGCGGAAUUGGGUUUCUCGACGAAGUCGGCGGCUGCGUGGACGGCCUGAUGUCGUGCACGGAGAGCCUGGGGUUCGAGAGCUCCGAUGAGAGGAGGUUUGAAUGCCAGAUUGGGGGAAUCCAGAGCGGUGGCCAAUUGGUUGCCUCGAGGACAAUCAAAUGCAGGAGAGCAGCCUCGAAGAGCACUGAGGUGAAGAAGUUUCCGCCGCCGAUUUCGUCUCUGGAUCACAACGGCCGGCCGACUUUCCUUCUCCGGUCGGUGAGGAGAGACGGCAGGCUGGAGCUCGCGGGCGUGAAGAUCGAGCGCCCGGAGAUUCUCCAUGCUUCCCGCGAAGAUGGACGGCUGAGAUUACAUCUCAUUCGGGAAGCAUAUGAAGAAGAGGAGGAGGAGACUGAAGAGGCGAGCGAAGAAGAGGGGGCGGAGAAAAGUGACAAGAAGUGGGCGUUUCCGGUGAAGAGCGCCGGCGGAGAAGGGCUCCGGCGGUGCCACGAGAUACUAAGCCGCGGCCACCACCACCACGGCGGCGGAGGGGGGCUGCAUGGGUGGAGACAGCCCUGCCUGACGAUAAGGUGA